AUGGAGAACAACAGUGCCUGCAGCAAUGGACGGGAGCAGCUAGGACUUCGUUUUACCAUCGACUACCUGUUGUACAACAAAGGUCACAAGACUGGACAAGAGGAAUCGAAGGAGAGUGAAUCAAAGACGGCAGUUCCUCAAACCACUCUUGAUGACCAAAUUAGUGGAGCUCAGAAUGGAACAGUGGCUGUGCAGGAGAAUGGAGUGGACAGAGCAGAUGAGCAAGAAGAACAGACUGCAAAUGAAAAGACAGAGUUGCCCACCAAAACAUUGAGCCAAGAGCAAAAACCCACUGAGUCCUACAUCGCCCUCAUUUCCAUGGCCAUCCUGGCCUCCAAAGAGAGGAAACUUCUGCUGUCUGAUAUCUACCAGUGGAUCAUGGAUCAAUAUCCUUACUUCAAGAGCAAGGACAAGAACUGGAGGAACAGCGUCAGGCACAACCUCUCCCUCAAUGAGUGCUUUAUCAAGGCUGGACGCAGCGAUAACGGCAAGGGUCACUUCUGGGCCAUUCACCCAGCCAACUUCCACGACUUCUCUAACGGAGACUACCACCGACACCAGGCCAGAAGGAGAAACCGCAGAGUGACAGCACGACUCCCCUUCACCCUGCCCACCUCCUACCAGCCCUUCAGCCGCAUGAAGGGGAUGCCCUGCUGGUGCUGCCCGCAUUCCCGGCCCCUUCCAUGCCUUACAACCAGAGAGUACUGGAGCUGGACAGCAUUCCAAUGA
Messenger RNA from Pygocentrus nattereri (red-bellied piranha), 729 nucleotides. RefSeq names its product forkhead box Q2 (gene foxq2). Lineage: Eukaryota; Metazoa; Chordata; Actinopteri; Characiformes; Serrasalmidae. Bases 1 to 729 code for a protein of 242 amino acids. The record is from RefSeq and is a predicted model, not a curated record. The transcript is spliced from 2 exons. Gene Ontology annotation, molecular function: RNA polymerase II cis-regulatory region sequence-specific DNA binding; DNA-binding transcription factor activity, RNA polymerase II-specific. Gene Ontology annotation, biological process: cell differentiation; anatomical structure morphogenesis; regulation of transcription by RNA polymerase II.